UACACGGCUCUCCCUCUCUCUCUCUUUACUGCUUUAAGAGCUUUACUGCUUCAGCCAACAUCCUGAAGCAGGCCUCUCUUCACUUCUCUCCCCUCUCUCAUCCAGACCAAUGUAUGGACUCCAGAAGCUUGAGUAGACGGCAGUGAGGAAAGCAACUUUUCAAAAGAGAGAUAAACGGUGGGAGGGAAGUCUGCUGUUGGCUUCCUGGGCUGAGCUGCAUGUGCUGGCUGGCCGGGUGUUGGAGUUACAAUAGGAAACAAUUGCCUUUUUUCCUGUGUGUGUGUGUUUUUGUAUCCACCCCUCACAAAGAACAGCUGGACUACGAACUGGACUGGAGAAAGACUUCUGGAUGCAGCAGCAAAGCGGAGGAUCAGCCAAAAGAGGACAAGUGAAAGUGAUAAAACAGAGGCUGGAGCAGCAGGAGUUGGACUGAGAAUACAGGAAGAAGACAGAGGCAGAGCAUUCAGGGACAGAAAAAUAUAGAAAGGGCAAAAGGAGAAAUUGACCUCACUCCCUUGCCAGUUCUCCCAGGUGUGGUGGAACCUUCUUCCGUCUCUCUUCUCCCAUCCCUUUACCUCUCUUGACCCUGACAUGGGCCGCCUGCUGGCCCUGACCUUCGCCUACCUGGCCUACCUGGUGGCCAUCGCGAUUGCCUCAGAGCGCCAGCAGCACCGUGUGCAGCACGGCCCCUGCAGCUACACUUUCAUCCUCCCUGAGGUGGAACACUGCCAUCCCUUAAAGGACUUCCAGGUCACAAAUAUCCUGCAGAGGGACUCCCCACCUGAGGCCGAGCCCGAUACAAGCCAAACCAAGCAGAGCAAGGCCCAAAAGGAGAGGCCUUCCUGGCAAGAGAGGAAGCUGCAGAGUCUGGAGAGUGCCAUGGAGAAUAACACUCAGUGGCUGCAGAAGCUGGAGAACUUCAUCAACGAGAAUGUGCGCUCCGGGGUGGAGGAAAUAAAGAGAACUGCGGUACACACCCAGACAGCUGCCAUGCUCGAGAUGGGAACCAACCUCCUCAGCCAAUCAGCAGAGCAGACUCGUAAACUGACAGAUGUUGAGACCCAGGUGUUAAACCAGACAAGCCGCCUGGAGAUUCAGCUACUUGAGUACUCACUCUUCACUAACCGGUUGGAGAAACAUAUACUUCUGCAGACUCAAGAGAUCUCUCGCCUCAGUGAUAAAAACAGUUUUCUGGAACAAAGGCUCUUAGCCUUGGAGGGUCGGUAUGGGAGGGAGCUAAAAGGUCUGCAGAGCGAGAAGCAGCAGUUACAAGAGCUUCUCGAGAGGCAGAGCCAACUGGUCGGUCAGCUUCAGCGCGAACUGGGCAGCUCUUCUCUUAACAGCACCUUACUACAGAGACAGCAGGCCAUGCUCACAGAUACUGUGCAACGGCUGCUCGCUGUGGCCAGUCACUGCAAUGAAAUCUCCAAUAUGCCCAAGGAGGAGCCGCUUAGUUUCAGGGACUGUGCAGAGAUCCUGCGAUCUGGAGUGAAAGAAAGUGGAAUAUAUAGCAUACGCCUCCACAACUCCACACAGACUGUCAAGGUGUUUUGUGAUAUGAAGACCAGAGGCGGGGGUUGGACGGUGAUUCAGCAUAGAAGAAACGGCUCAGUCGACUUCCAUCGCGGGUGGAGGGAUUACAAAACGGGUUUUGGAGAGCCGUCUGGGGAACACUGGCUGGGGAAUGAUAUCAUCCACAAGCUGACCAGCUCCCAGGAUUACAGUCUGCAUGUCCAGCUAAGAGACAGAGAGGGGAAUGAAGCCUAUUCGCAUUAUGACCACUUCUACAUAGACGGAGAGGAGAAAAACUACAGCCUUCAUGCCGAGGGCUUCAGCGGCACAGCUGGACGAACCAGCAGCCUCUCCCAUGCUGGAAGCCAGUUCAGCACCAAGGACAGAGACAAUGACCGCUGCACCUGCAAGUGUGCGCAGCUCGCGUCAGGAGGAUGGUGGUUUGAAGCUUGCGGUCCGUCCAACCUGAACGGCAUAUAUUACCCUGCCUCCUCCAGCGUGGUUCGCUACAAUAGUAUUAAGUGGUACUACUGGAAGGGUCCAAAUGUGAUCGCUACCAUGACAACCAUGAUGGUUCGCCCAGCUAAUUUCUGAUGAUGCUGGCAUGUACUUGCCACCAGAUUGUGAAGUGAAUGUCAUCACUGCUAAACAGAAAUGAACAAUAUCCAAGAAAAUGUAUAUUUUUGGGAAGACACUCAAAGAAGGCUUUUGGAUGAUUUCAGCUUGUGGACAUAUUGGAGCGGUGCUUUAGCAAUAGCCUGGGGACAUAUAUUCAGACUCACCGCAAAUGACUGUGAAUUCCUGAGUGAGGAAAUCCACGAACCGGAACUAUUCACAAAGGUACUCGGGCUAUAUUUUAAUAAGGAUUGUUCAGCUGUGAGAGGAAGGAGACAGAGUAUGAGCUUGGCUACAGACAAAAAAAAAAAGAAAAAAAAAGAAAUAACACAUCACUUUAUGCAGUUUAAAAACCAGUUACUCAACCCCUAAUAAAUGAUGAAACUUUAGAAAUGUUAUAACAAAACUUACUUUUAAGGAUGGAUAGAAAGUGAGUACAUCAGAGAGACAGCUCAGGUUGAGCAGUUUAGCGAUAAAGUUAAAAGAGGCGAGGCUGAGAUGGUUUGGACAUGUGCAGGGUGGAUAUAUCAAACAAAGGAUGUGGAAGAGGGAGCUGCAAGGCAGGAGGAAAAGAGGACGACCACAGAGGAUGUUCAUGGGCACACAAAAGGAGGACGUGCAGAGGGUUGGUGUGCUAGACAUAGGGUGAGAUGGAGGUAGAUGAUCUGCUGUGGCUGAAAGAUGAAGCGAUGAAAACUUUUGUGUAUUUGAUGUAAGAUAAUUUGGUGACACUUUAUAAUAGCCAUCAUUAAUAAAGGAUAAAUCAAA
Molecule: messenger RNA, 2895 nt
Organism: Oreochromis aureus
Lineage: Eukaryota; Metazoa; Chordata; Actinopteri; Cichliformes; Cichlidae
Gene: angpt2b
Product: angiopoietin 2b
Exons: 9
Coding region: 592-2106 (504 amino acids)
Biological process (GO): Tie signaling pathway
Molecular function (GO): receptor tyrosine kinase binding
Source: RefSeq, a predicted model, not a curated record